Messenger RNA from Tachyglossus aculeatus (Australian echidna), 2297 nucleotides. It is a transcript of the gene RCAN1, whose product is annotated as regulator of calcineurin 1. The coding region runs from base 212 to 1000 and encodes 262 amino acids. Gene Ontology annotation, molecular function: nucleic acid binding; calcium-dependent protein serine/threonine phosphatase regulator activity. The record is from RefSeq and is a predicted model, not a curated record. Gene Ontology annotation, cellular component: cytoplasm; nucleus. Lineage: Eukaryota; Metazoa; Chordata; Mammalia; Monotremata; Tachyglossidae. Gene Ontology annotation, biological process: calcium-mediated signaling. The transcript is spliced from 4 exons.
CGAGCCGACAGCCAGGAAAUUCUAACGCAAGCACCGCUCCUGAUGGGAUAAUCGUGUGUGUCAUACCACCCCGGGCAGUGGUGGGUCCUACUUUCCACUUUGUGCCAGCGACACUGGGCGGUUCUCGUAUCACCUUGGAGCCUCGGGGAAGACGGAAGCCCGGCGGAAUCAUUCUUUCCACCCGGGCCGGCCUGCCUGACGCCGGCCGGGGAUGGCCUUGCCAAAGUGGUCGGAGCGUGAACCGGGGGAAACACUGGCCUCUGGGCUUCCCGGCUCCUCUGUCAGGCACAGAAUCUACAGUUGCUCUCUCCUCACGCCCCCCAAAAAUGACACCUUCAAAACCAUCUGGGGCCUUCUCCUUUGCUUCCUCCUCCUCCCCUCCCAUCCCUCGUCCCUUCCGGCCUGUCGCUUUCUAAAGUUGAAUGGAGGCAGAAAACAGAGGGGUGCAGACAGGGAGAUUUUGAGGAGGAGAUUUUCCCACCAGUCCUUUGCCAAGUUUGAAUCCCUCUUCCGAACCUAUGACAAGGAUAUCACCUUCCAGUAUUUUAAGAGCUUCAAACGAGUCCGAAUAAACUUCAGCAGCCCCCUGUCAGCGGCGGAUGCCAGACUCCAGCUGCACAAGACCGAAUUUCUCGGGAAAGAGAUCAAGCUGUAUUUUGCUCAGACUCUGCACAUAGGGAGCGCCCACCUGGCCCCGCCUAAUCCAGACAAGCAGUUCCUGAUCUCUCCCCCCGCCUCUCCCCCUGUGGACUGGAAGCAAGUGGAAGACGCCACGCCCGUCAUCAAUUAUGACCUCUUGUACGCCAUCUCCAAGCUGGGCCCAGGGGAGAAGUACGAACUGCACGCAGCCACCGACACCACCCCCAGCGUGGUGGUACACGUGUGCGAGAGCGACCAGGAGGACGACGAGGACGAGGAGGAGGAGGAAGCCGUGAAGAGACCCAAGCCGAAAAUCAUCCAGACCCGGCGGCCCGACUACACGCCGAUCCGCCUCAGCUGAACGGACGCCCGGCCGGGCCGCGUUCUGAACCGCCGGGCUCGGGCGAGAACCAUUUUCCCCAGGAGCGGCCUGUUCCCGGAGAAGCCGGUGGGCGCGGUGGGAGUCGGAGCGGAGAUUCCACUUCCCGCUCGACCGCCACGUUGUCGUCAACCCCGGCCACGAGGGGAAACUUCCCGGGGCCCCCGGAACGGCCGCGGGGGUGUUGGGGGAGACUUCCAGGCAGGAAUCGAGAAAUCCGAAAAUGAUGUCUUGUCUUUCCUUUCUUAAUUCCUUUUUGGGUGGGGUGCUCUGUUCUUUCAAAGGAGCAGGCUGGGUGGGGAGAGCUCGCUGUUCGACCGGGCCACUUUUUUUAAGGUUUCAUUGUUUCGUGCAUGUGUGUCACUGAUUCGGGAGUCCGACUUUUGCGUCGUCGUCCGUAGGGCUUCACGGUCCUCGCUACAUUUUGGGGGAGCUGAGAAAGGUUUCAGUUAUUUAUUGCCUAGCCGGAUCCCAGCGCCUCCAGCCAACACGCGGCAGGAGAACAUUUACGGGUCAGGUUAUUAGGUGCGAUAUGGACUCUGCGCUAUUCAAAAGAAGUGGAUCUGGAUUAUGAAGUUCACACAUCAGGUUUUAGCUUACAGAGUUGUGGAAAGAACAGUUUGGGGGGGUUUUGUUGUUGUUUUGUUUUUCAGUUAUACAGGUGAAGUAAGUGGGCUGUCUCAGCGAAUAACAGUUCGCCCACUGGUGAAAUGUUGGCCUCGGGUAUAUUGAAUUUUCUCCACCGACACACAAAAAUCCUCAGACCUGUAAACGCAACCAAUUCCGUGCGUCCACAGUCGUGUCCGCUGAGGUGAGAGGCAGGUGCCUGGGAGGUCCCGAGGGCCCAGGCAGUGCCCAAGUGUCACCGGGGGAUCGAACUCAGAAACGGGGGUGCAGAUUUUGAGGUGGGGGGCUGCAGUGCCUUCUCCUGCUACUCCCCCCUGAGAUGGUGGGCAACUGGACAUGUGUGUGCUUUUAUCCUGGUGGCCAGCAGUCCAACUGUGUCGAUAACUCUCCAACACGGGCACAUCUUUCAGAGAUGCCCAUUACCCAGAGACGGCACAGGCCAAAGAGGUCCAUGGGGCUGGUUUUCUUUAAGAACAAACAAGCCUGCAUCCUUCUCUUCAAUUGCCAUUAUCUGGAAAAUGGCCACCUAACUCUCAGUAGCCUGUUUACAGCAUGGGGGUGGGGGAAGGGGAUGUCUAAUUUUCAACUGGAGCACCUAACUUCAGGAUAUUUUUUUUAACUACAUUCUAUAAUAAAUUGGUACAACAUGCUA